Messenger RNA from Clarias gariepinus (North African catfish), 6918 nucleotides. It is a transcript of the gene pdik1l, whose product is annotated as PDLIM1 interacting kinase 1 like. Gene Ontology annotation, biological process: protein phosphorylation. Gene Ontology annotation, molecular function: protein kinase activity; ATP binding. The transcript has 5 exons. NCBI's taxonomy places the organism in Eukaryota, Metazoa, Chordata, Actinopteri, Siluriformes, Clariidae. The record is from RefSeq and is a predicted model, not a curated record. The coding region runs from base 324 to 1334 and encodes 336 amino acids.
UCGCCCUGGGCAACACGCUCGCGCGGACGGGAAGCGCUUCUGUUCGCGCGCGUGUGUGUGCGCGCGCGUGCUUGUAUAAUGGCUGCUAAAAACAGCCAGGAAAGGAAACACGUGAAUUUCGGAUAAACCUGACAAAAGUGUGUGUGAAUGAGUGUGUUUGUGUAGGAUUGUAAGUGAUUACGUGCCCUGUGAUGGAUUGGCACCCUGUCCAGGGUGUACCCUGAAUUGCACUCCGAGUCCCCUGGAAUAGGCUCCAGACUUCCCGCGACCCUGAACAGGAUACGCGGUAUAGAGAAUGAGAGAGUCAGAAACUGAGGAAGAGGAUGGUGAGCAGCCAAGCCAAGUACGAGCUGAUUCAAGAGGUGGGUCGAGGCAGCUAUGGUGUGGUGUACGAGGCUAUGGUUCAGCGGACGGGAGCUCGCGUCGCCGUCAAGAAAAUCCGCUGCCACUCACCGGAGAACGUCGAGCUAGCUCUGCGCGAGUUCUGGGCUCUCAGCAGCAUCCAAAGCCAGCACCCUAAUGUCAUCCACCUGAAGGAGUGCGUGCUCCAGAGAGGCGGGUUGGCUCAGAGGAUCAACCACGGCCUUGGCUCCUCUUCUUACCUCGAGCUGGUGGAAACGUCCCUGAAGGGUGAGCUGGCAUUCGACGGACGCCGUUCCCGCUACCUGUGGUUUGUGACGGAUUUCUGCGACGGUGGCGACCUGAACGCGUACCUACUCUCGCGCAAACCGAGCCGGCGCACUAACGCCAGUUUCAUGCUGCAGCUGGGUAGCGCGCUGGCCUUCCUGCAUCGCAACCGCAUCAUCCACCGCGACCUGAAACCUGACAACAUCUUGAUCUCACAGGGUCACGCAGAACCGACGCUUAAGGUGGCCGACUUCGGCCUGAGCAAGGUUUGCUCAGCAACAGGCUUGGACCCAGACGAGCCGGUGAGCGUCGAACGCUGCUUCCUGUCCACAGCGUGCGGCACCGACUUCUACAUGGCGCCCGAAGCACGCGAGGGCUGCUACACCGCCAAGGCGGACAUCUUUGCGCUGGGCGUGAUCAUCUGGGCGAUGGUAGAGCGCCUGACGUUUGUUGAGGCGGGCACACAGCGCGAGCUGCUGGGCAGCUACGUGCGUCACGGCGAGGUCAUCGUACCGCUCGGAGAGGCGCUGCUCGAGAACCCGAACAUGGAGCUCCUGAUCCCGGCCCGGAUGAAAAGCAUGAGCGCCGGAAUGAAGCGGCUGAUCAGGGAGAUGUUAGCAGCCGACCCACGGCAGCGCCCUGAUGCCUUCGAGCUCGAGCUCAGGUUGGUCCGUAUCGCCUCCAGGGAGCUUGACUGGGACACGUGAAGAGGACGCGUGUGUGUGCUUUAAAAAAAAUGUGAAUAGAACCUGAUUUUUUUUUUUUUUUUUUCCCCUAACAUUUUUCAUUUAACCAAGCAAAAAUGAACACGAACAUGCGGGUGUUAAUAUUUUUGUUUUUCUUUGUUCACAAGCACAAGUGAGCAAUGUAUUUAUGAGGUAUACUGGGAUUGUUGAUAGAAAAAAACAAAAAAACCUUUUCUUUCUCCAACCAAACGAAUAUAUGCAUAUUUUUCUUUUCUUUUUGUCCCCCAUGUCCACACAAGUAGACAAUACUACAAGGUUUUGUCCAUACACGACUUGAUACCAUACUCGUAUGGUCAAUGAAAAAUACCACUAUGUAGAUUAUUUCUAUGGUAACUCUGUACAAGGGUGUGACUAUGUGUCUAGCUUUAAGGCGCACUGCGUGUCUAAAGAAUGCAGCUGCUUUAUCCUGUUUCUUGUUAAAUUUAUUUUUUCUGGACGAAGCUUACACACAAACCCGACUAGUCGACCUCGAGCUAAUCACACUGGCACCCUUACAGAGCACAGCGGUUUAAUUGGCCGUAUCGCACGCUGCUUUGCAAAACAAACCGACGACAGGUUUUCCCCCUGGUGCUUCCAGCUUUUGUAAGGAACAUUGAUUUCGUCCAUUUUGACAGCCUGAAUUAAGUUCAGCAGAGUCUUUACCUUCCUCGCCUCUUGGUGCUAACGUAGACUCUGAUGCAACACGAACCCCGAACAUCCAGACUCCUUCACGUUCAAACCCCAAACCCAGAUCAAUAUCUCGACUGUAGAACUUUCUCAGGAUUAUACAGUUUGUACUUCAUCUUCAAAAAUUAAAAAGAUUUUUUAGGCAUACAAGUGUUACCAGAUUUAUCCGAAUGUGUAUCAUGAUAUAAACUAAAAAACUAAACAAAACACCAGAAUAGGGGUUAGUUAUUUAUUUAACCUUUUAGUUCCUAAAGCUUGUUGAGUCAAAAAUGGACAGAUUAGUUCCCCCGUCACUCCUUUCUGCAUUUAAAAAAAAAAAAAAUUUCAGAUGUCUGUGAUGCAUCAAUCUCUUUAUUCAACGAAUAGGGGAAAAAAAAAGCGAACAAAGAAUGAUUAUAUUCGUCGAGAAUGUUGGCUGCUUUGCGUUGUACUUGAAAUUCUAAGACAGAAAUGCUGCUGUUCAGCUGGAUUCAACUGACGUUCAUACGCGACAGCCAGCACUUUUUUUUUUUUGUUGUUUUUGGGAGAGAUCCGCCUCCUCACGUGUUCCUUUUGGAUGAAAGUGAACUCAACGGCAAUCUCGCUGACUUCAGCGUGACCGUCGGUUAACACCAGCGCACACGCUCUCGUAUUCCUACAGCGCGUGGGAUACAUGUCUAAAACCCUGAAUGCCCCUGAGAGCACAACCUCAAGCUCUUUUUUUCCCUCUUCAUCCCUUUGCUAUAAUCCCCUCUCGUCAGGCGAACACUAAGCCUGCUAAAUUGUCGUGACAAAUUAAAACGGCUUUGAAAAUGGAUUGAAAACCCCAUUCAAGUCCCACACAAGACCUCAGCGCAGCAUUUGUCUGUCUCCCCGCUGCAAAGUUUCGCAGUUUAAGUGUUAAUAUUUAAUGCUGUUUUGGAGCAGAUGUUCAGGGUACCCUCUAUAGUGGUGUACUUCUAUUAAAACCAGCAAACAUUUAGUCCUUAGAUCAUUUGCUUUAAGAAUUUAUUUUGCAGAAAUCCCAUCCCAAAAGUGGAACCAGUGGAUAUGGAUCAGCGGAAAGCUGACUGAGGCUGCAGCGUUUACCUCACAGGUUUAAAGUGAGACGGAUUUUGUUAAAUCACGUUUUUAGGCCACUUUCAUGUAAAAUGUGGUUUAAGAUAAAAUCGGAUACGUUUCGUGUAUUUGGUCAUACUUAAAGCGUAAAAAAAAAAUCAUCCUAUCAUAUUGGAUUUCUGAUUAAUGAAUUUUAAUCAUUGACUUGAAUUUAAUGUUGCACAGGUAUAUGGUUGUCGUUACAGCAACAUUUCAAUAAUGGAUGCCAGUAUAUAUUUUUAGGACUGGAUUUAAACAAAACGCAAACAAAAACUUUAAAAGCAAACGAAAAGAACGGAUCACUUUCAAGAUCUGAGAAAAAACCCGAAUCGUGCAAUGGAGCUUAUAAAAUGAACGCAGCCUAAUUUGCCUUUUUCAUUGACCAGACUAAUGCCUUAUUAAAAAAAAAAAUCCUGUUGCCUCUCUAAGCACAUUCUUUAUUGUUUGUUUUACGACAGCAAUGGCCUUGUUUUUGUUAAAAAAAUAAUUAAUUUGAGCUGUACAUUUAAACAGACAUUUUUUUACUUUUACCCUUAUAAUUUAUCAGUAUUAUUAAUUAUCUUAUUGACUACUAAUUGGUCUGUCAGCCCCUGUAAACGCUUUCAUUAUAAUAGUUGUCAAUGAAACUAUUAAUGAAUCCACCAUCAACCUCUAAGAGUGUUAACUAGCAGGUCAUAGGGCGUGUUUAAAAUGUUUUACAACCUGUAUUUUUGGUGGUCACCUUAUAGGUGUUUCUUCUCCUAAAUUAAUAGAAUGAGGAUUUUGUUUUUAUGGAUUGUUGGGAUCUUUAGUGCACAAAGUCCAAGGUGUUGGUCGAAUCAGAUAUUUCAACAAAAAUCUUUCAUCGCUUAUAACAGUUGUCUUUUUUUAUUUAAGCAAUAUCACAUGACCGGGAGCUCUGUUGUACUGCAUCACCAGGGAGAAUCCGAUACGAUAUCAUUAUACCUAGAUCUGUAUAUUAUCUUGAUCUGUAUAGCAAUUCUAUUAAUAAUUAGGCCUCCAACUGGCACAGUGGUAAAGUGCUCACCUUAUCAUCCAGAGAUCGCGAGUUCGAGCCCUGGGUGAUGCUGUAACCUCUCGCAGCUGGAGGUCUAGAGAAAGCUGAUUGGCUGAGCUCUCGCAGAGGGGAGGGAUGAGAGGUACUUAGUGCUCCCACAUUAAUCACGGCUCUACAGUCUGUGAGCGGAUAGCGCUGUUCUCCGAGUCGGCCCUCCCGACUAAGAGGUAGGAGUAGCUUUAACGUGGGAGCCCCCUCGUGACGGGGAGGAAUUGGACACUAGUAAAUUGGGGGGGAAAAUUCUAUUAAUAAUUUUCGCUUUUUUAUUUCUUUGCAGAAUAUCCCAAUUCAAUACCUUUUGUCAGAUUUUGUUACAAUUCUAAACUUCAAACUAACGUGUGAAUGGUUUAAAGUGCACCACCAAACAUCCAACAUUUAUAAAUUGAAAUGUAUUUUUUGUAGUCCAUGUGGUGGUACAUAAAUCGGCACACGAAGGAAUCACAAUACUUGGCUAAAUCAAUAAUUUUCCCCCCCUCGGCUCUAGUUCUGGCAGCUGUGAUGCAGUCGUAGGCCUGCAUGCCGAUAUAUGGUACAACAGCACGACCGCGAGUGUGAUAUUGCUUUUAUACAACAGGUUAUUUUUUGCUCUGGCAACGCAAAUAGUUCUGCAACUGGUCUUUUCAGCGUAAUUCGUUACAAUGUAGCGUUAUGUUGGUGACCAGCGAUUACUGAUUAUUAGACCACCUGUGAGUUGGAGGGAUAUAUUUAUAUAGACAAAUGUCCCAGUGCUGUUAUGCUCUGUAUCAUUACUCAUGACAUUCCUUUUGUCCAAUCAAAUUACUCGGUUGGGAAUAUAUUUGGAAAUGAAUAUUUGUUCACUUUGCCGGCUAACAGGUCGAAUGAUUUUCCUUUAUUCCUCUCACUCUCUGGACUCUCGCCUUAAGCGGAAGUGAUUUCUUUAUUGCAAUCAUUUGUUUGCAUCUUCAGUUUCUUUUUUUGCACUUGUAGAUACUGUACAUUUACAGCACACCCAGAUUCAAGAAGAUCCAGACUCUAAACUGUGGUGUUUUUAAUGAAUGAUGAAUGACCAGUACUGAAUGUGUAAAUCUGUCAAGUUUAUGCUGUAGGAUCUUUUAAUUUUAUUUGUUUUUAUUUUUUGAUUUGUCGUGAAAUAUGUGUAAUGAUUUGGUUACAGCCUCUGUAUGUGCUUAUGCUAUGUGAGCAGGUAAAGUUUGGUCUUUUCAUUAAAAACAAACAAAACAAAAAUAAACAAAUCUUACACAGGGAACGCAGGGAUCACCAAUCAGCUACCUCUAUAGCAUUUAAAGCAGGGGUGUCAAACUCUUUUCAAGUAACAGGACAGAAUAUGUUUAGUCAAGUAUUUAUAAAAAAAUAUAUAUAUGUAUAAAAAUUUAAACAAGAACCUUAAAUGCAUUCCUUAAUCAGAACUUAAUGCUAGAUCUGCAGUUCUGUGCAAAAGUCUGAGCCAUGCAUCAUUUCUUCAUAUUAAAUUAAACGAUGUAGAUUAAAUUAAAGAAACAUGAACAAAUGUUUUACUGUGACGGGCUGCAAAGUGCCCAUAGAUACAGUAUAAAAAAAAAAUUGUUUAAGUAACAACUUUAGUAGCAGCAGCCUCAUUUCCUCUCUCGUCUGUUCCAACCACUCAACGUUCAGUAUGAGCAGUAUUUGCAUCAAUGUCAUCUGCACCUGUUUUUCACUGAUUUAUGCCUUUUUUUUUAUGCGUAACAAACAAAACCCAUUCCUCUGAUACUGCUCAGGUACAGGAACUGGAUUAAAAAAAACGAGAGACAAAACAGACCUUCAUAAAGCCUGGAGAACUAUUCCUCAGGACUGCAUUGAAAAUACAAGAUGGUCUGCGUCUUUGGAAGCAAAACAUAAAGAAGUUUGCACAGUUCUGUGGUUCUUUUUUAAUAUUCUGUUUAUUUUGAAGACAUCUUGGGUCUAAAAUAAGACGAAUACAAAGAAGUGGCUACAGAUCCAGACUUUGGGACCAAUUUUCCAAAAUCUUCGGGGCAAAGGGGAAUUUGCAAACCAAGAAAAAAAAAAAUUGGUUUCAUUGGAAUCUUUUUUUCUUGCUUUCAAAAAAAAAAUUAACAUUUUUUUUUUUUUUUUUGGCAAAUUCAUAGCACUGACUUGUUCUGCUUUUAAAGUGUAAUAAUAGACUCAAUCACCUAAUGUUUCAGUUGAUUUACUUUGAUUAUUUUUUCAUUACUUAUUUGCAUUCCUAGUGAGCUGUUCCCAGCUUAUGGGUUGAAUGUUUGACACCCCUGAUCUAAAAGCGACUCGUGUCACUACCAAGGUUAAGUCUAAUAUCCCAGAUUACAACCAUUUCGUGUACAUUUAUCCAUUCAAUAAAACUGCCUUUUUUAAAUACAACUUUAGGUGCUAACAGUGUGAGACACUGGCUCAAUGCGUCAUCCAUAUUAUGCCAAAAUAAAAAAGCACUGUAAUAUCAGGAAAGCACCGUCGAUGCUGUGCAUAAGGCAAAAGUUGACUCCAGCUAUGUUGCUAUUUGUUCAUGAACGUCCUCUACCAUGUAGAAAUGAGACUAAAUGGCCAGAAAAUGAAAGGGGUAAAGUAAAAGCAGGCCUAGACGCAAUAUAAUACACGUUCUUAGAGUCCGUAUAUACUAGUGUGUGUGUAUAUAUACGGGAAUACAAAAACAGAUCAGCUGAUUGAUGUACAUGGGAAAGGCGCUGUGUCCUGCUCACACAGUCACACGGAACACAUCUCGUCUAACUGUUUGCUUGACAUCAACAUGAAAUGUAACAAAACAUUUUUUUU